Messenger RNA from Trichomycterus rosablanca, 917 nucleotides. RefSeq lists its product as uncharacterized. NCBI's taxonomy places the organism in Eukaryota, Metazoa, Chordata, Actinopteri, Siluriformes, Trichomycteridae. The record is from RefSeq and is a predicted model, not a curated record. The transcript has 6 exons. The coding region runs from base 1 to 879 and encodes 292 amino acids.
AUGCUGAGUGUGCGUGAGAGAGAACUUCGUAUCCUCGGGCGUCAGGAGCUUCAGCUGCGGCGUGGUCUUCUACCUGCUGACAGGAGAGACGAAGAGUCGGAGCUGCAGGAGCAGGGCAGAAGCGUUCUGGAUGAGUUAGGACUGCAGGGUGAUGAGAAGGUUCUUCAGGAGUCACAGCGGAGUGUGAGUUCGAGUGAAGCGGCUCUCUUGACCUUUCACCUGGAGUCGAUGGGCUCAGAGCUGCAGCUGCUUCAGUCCAGUGAAAAACAACUGCUGGGCCUGAUGGACGAGCUGCACCAGGAGGCCCAUUUCGCCACCAGGAAGGCGAACGACCUGGAGACGCGAUUCUGUCAGGAGUCCCACCUCAAUGCCAAGCACAGGAAGGAGCUGGAGUACCAGCUGCAGGGUAAGCUGUACGAGCUGCAGGAGAUGCAGAAGGCCCAUCAUGCACUGCAGCAGGAGCUGAGUGAACAGAACAGCGCCCACCAAAGGACGGUGCAGGAACUGCAGAGAGAGAACACCAACAGUGUGGACAAGCUGAGAGAGAUGGCCGAGCAGUUCGAGUGGCUGUGUGGUCAACAACGCAACUGGAUCUGCUGCAUCAAGAGGUUUAAGGACUGUCUAAACGAUGAGAAGGAGACCCUGGUUCUGCAGGUGAACAGGUUACAGGACGAAUUAUCAGAAUUUAAGAAGAACAAAUCUGAGAUGAUCAGUGAAAAAGACACACAGCCCACAAUGCAUUGUAUAAGGUGGGACGUGGAUGGAACGUCAGAUCUGCAGGUGGAGGAGGAUGAGUGGAGAGCAAAAUACCAGAACCUUGUUAACAGAUUCUCAUCAUGCCAGCAGUUGGAUGAUGAUGAAUACCUGAAGCCACCAUGAAGUUCGGAUGAUGAAGUCGUGCACCGUGUUCUGCUGCA